Molecule: messenger RNA, 2330 nt
Organism: Cotesia glomerata
Lineage: Eukaryota; Metazoa; Arthropoda; Insecta; Hymenoptera; Braconidae
Product: G-protein coupled receptor Mth2-like
Exons: 8
Coding region: 708-2237 (509 amino acids)
Biological process (GO): G protein-coupled receptor signaling pathway; cell surface receptor signaling pathway
Cellular component (GO): membrane
Molecular function (GO): G protein-coupled receptor activity
Source: RefSeq, a predicted model, not a curated record
AGAUAACUUCAAAUAAAUGCCAAUAUCGAUAAUGUCUACUUUAUCUUAUCUACCUGCAAAAAAUAUAUUUAAAACUCAUUGAAUAUCUUUCCAAUUACUGUUCUCGCUGAUGACGUCGUCAUUCCAAUCAAAUGCGUCGUUUGUUAGUUUGCGAAGAAGCGACGUCAGGAAUUCCCAAAAAGAUAAACCACUCAUCAAAUACGUUGAUACAGUGGGAUUAGAUGGCAAGGCAGAAUGUGUUCUUGCUUGAGUGAUCCAUAAAAAAUCAGAGGAAUUAAAUUUAAACAGGAUGAGCUUAAAAUUCUCAAACUGCCAAUCCGUAUCAGCGUAGCUCCACCUGGUCUUGGUUCAUCAGCAGCAAUACCACGAUACCGCGAUUACUGUCUUACUCCACCAACUCCAUUAUAUAGUAACUCUUUAAAGCUGUAUAGAGUGUCAGUAUGUACCGAUCGAUCCACAAGCGAGUACCUGCGAAAUACAAAGCUACUUUUUAAAUCUACUUUUACUUUGUGAUUAAUGAUUUAUAAUUUAAAAGGAUGAAACUUUAUUAUUUCUUCAUAAUUAAACUAACGGUGUGUAAUUAUUAAACGUUAUAAAAAAUUUUAACGAGAGUUUGAAAUGGUUUAUGUGAAAUUUCAAAGCAAGUUAUAUUAUUUAUUAAAAUGUAGAAAAGUAUAUUUCACAAAAGAUUAAAUAAGUGGAAUUUAAUGGCAGUGACACGUCAUAUUCUUCAAGAAGAAAAUCGGAUUUUAAGAUCAAUCUUCAAGACAAUAAUCACGUACUUACUUUUAUCAAAAAUAAUUUUUGUUAAUUCUCUCCUGGAACCAGCGUCAAUUAUCUCAAUUUCUUUGAAUGACUCCUGGACUCUAGAACAAUACCCAAAGUUGCCAAGAGUUGGAAAAUGCUGCUCUCUAGAAGAAAUAAUGGCGAAAGACGAGAACGGGAUGGCGAAAUGUACACCAGCGGAUGUUCCAAGUUACCCAAUUUUUUCGCCUUACUUCAGCGACUUCAACAAAACUGGAGCGCUCGCUCCAGGUGACAAAAAGGACAGUUUUGUUGCCAUAAUUGGCGAUCCAUGUAAGCACAAAAGAUAUAUGUUAGAACCUGAAAUAUCGAGUGAUGACGAGCAUUAUUUGUUACUCAACGGCUCUAUCUUUAGUCCACAUCAAGUACCCUCAAUGCUGGCAUUGGGAGUCGAUUAUUGCAUGGACAUUAUUCCUGAGCGCGGUUUAAGGACACUCGUGUGCUUCCAAGAACAAGAUCAAGUGACCGCUGACUUCCGUUUGACUUUCUACGCCUCCGGUCUUCUUAUUUCAGUGCCCUUUUUAAUUCUAACUAUCAUUGCCUAUUGCAUCACACCUAAACUUAUGGAUGUACAUGGCAAAGCGCUCUGUCACUACUGUGGAUGCUUAGCCGUUGCUUUUACAACUUUAGCGAUUGUUCAGUUAGCAAGUGCUCAUCUUAAUGAUCAAUUUUGUGUUUCUAUAGCCUUUGUCAUUCAAUUUUCAUUCGUCGCUUGUUUCUUCUGGCUCAACGUUAUGUGUCUGGAAACAUAUCUUCUGCUACGUAGAUACAUAAACACUGGGAACUGGGCACCGACGAAGCCCAAUGAACUAUUUUUCUAUUACUCCCUGUGGGCUUGGACCCCACCAGCAAUUCUUAUUAUCAUUUCCAUGAUUGCAAACCUGAGCCCGACGGUUCCAAUUGCUUUCGUAAAACCUAAUUUUGGCUCUGAAAGAUGCUGGUUUGAGUCUGAUGUCAAUGCAAUGCCUUACUUCUAUGUACCAGUAGGUCUUCUGGUAAUUGCAAACGUUGUAUUAUUUGCCAUGACUGCCGUAGAAAUAACUCGCCACCAACGAGAACUGGACCUUCGUCGUCUUCGUGAGAACAGAGAAUCUGGACGAGAUGAACGUCGAACUCUGAGCUGGCUGAGGCGGCUCUUUCUUGUCUGUCUGGCUUUGUUCUUCCUGAUGGGAAUAAACUGGGCGAUGGAAGUAAUCUCCUGGUGUGCUGGAGGCGAUCCUCUCACAUGGUCUGCCUUUGACUUUGUCAAUGCACUGCAAGGAAUAUUUGUCUUCGGUAUCUUCGUACUAAGAAAACCCAUAAGGUACCUCGUCUGGUAUCAAGUACAAAAAUUACGCGGUAUUGAUACAAAUGAACCAGAAGUUGCGAGUAUGGAUCGCUGUUUAUUAACAGUUCUCAAUGUUGAAAGGUUUUCUCGUGAAGGAAUAUCCUGAAAUAAUCUUAUAGUUUUUUUACAAAGACACUAGUUAUUUUUUUUAUUUUUUGCUUGGUGCUGAGUAAAAAAAAAUGUGAAUUAUUUAAGUGAA